AUGGAUCUGGAUGUACAUCAGGAAGCCACGGAAAUUAACUCUGAUCAUGAACAUGAAAUUGGCAACCACCACCAAUCAAUCGUCCCUCCACCGCGUAGACAAUACCAGUGGUAUCUCGAAAUGGUCAUCUAUGCACUUUUUGUUCUUUCCGGCCAGUCGGCUGCAACACUCUUGGGGAGACUGUAUUAUGAAAAAGGCGGAAAAAGCAAAUGGAUGGCAACACUUGUGCAAUCUGCAGGCUUCCCAAUCCUCCUCCCCCUCCUAUACAUUUCAGUGACAAAAAAUCACACUGCAAACAGUACAAAUGCACCUUCCACCUUAGUCAUUGUAUCAGUUUAUGGUCUCCUUGGCCUUUUUCUAGCAGCUGGUACCAUCUUGUUUGUAAUUGGUCUCUUAUAUCUUCCUGUCUCUACUUUUUCCCUCAUUACUUCAACCCAAGUUGGCUUCAAUGCUAUUUUCUCUCGCUACCUCAAUUCACAAAAGUUCACUCCUUUCAUAAUCAACUCUAUAGUGCUUCUCACCACCUCCUCCUCUCUCCUUGUCUUCCACAAUGACUCCGGAGAGUCCAGUAAAGCCUCUAAAGGGAAGUAUGCAAUCGGGUUUUUAUGCACUGUUGGUGCAGCCACGGGUUAUGCAUUAAUACUAUCCAUUUCACAGCUCUUCUUCAGGAAGAUCUUGAAAAAGCAAACCAUUAGAGAUGUCCUGGAUGUGACAAUCUACGAAUCGCUGGUUGCAACUUGUGUCAUUCUUGUCGGGCUUUUCGCUAGUGGAGAGUGGAAGAGUCUGAAGACAGAAAUGGAAGAAUUUGAACUAGGGAAAUCAUCCUAUGUGAUGACACUGGUAUGGACAGCUCUGGCAUGGCAGGUUUUCAGUAUUGGAAUCGUCGGGUUGAUUUUUAAGGGCUCGGCUCUCUUCGCCAAUGAGAUUAGUACUCUAACUUUGCCAAUUGUUCCAGUUCUUGCUGUGAUCUUUUNCUGGACGUGGGGCGAUCCAGGGGACAUAUAUGAAUGA
Ilex paraguariensis (yerba mate) is the source of this 1011-nucleotide messenger RNA. The record is from the annotation of a GenBank genome assembly. NCBI's taxonomy places the organism in Eukaryota, Viridiplantae, Streptophyta, Magnoliopsida, Aquifoliales, Aquifoliaceae.